Messenger RNA from Protobothrops mucrosquamatus (brown spotted pit viper), 5295 nucleotides. It is a transcript of the gene CPAMD8, whose product is annotated as C3 and PZP like alpha-2-macroglobulin domain containing 8. Gene Ontology annotation, cellular component: extracellular region. The annotation marks the transcript as partial. The record is from RefSeq and is a predicted model, not a curated record. Gene Ontology annotation, molecular function: protein binding; endopeptidase inhibitor activity. The transcript is spliced from 41 exons. Lineage: Eukaryota; Metazoa; Chordata; Lepidosauria; Squamata; Viperidae.
AUGUACUUCUUCUCAAAUUCCAGCCUCCUUCAUGAAAUAUGUUUCAGAGUCCCUGUCUAUCACCUAAUGGUCUUUAGAAGGGGCUACUUGAUUGCAGUGCCUUCCGUUUUCCGAUCAGGUGUGGGAGAAUCUAUUAGUGUGACUAUUUUUAAUCCAGUCAGGGAGACAACGGUCCAGAUCCAACUCGUAGUCAAAGGAGAGAUGGUGGCUCAUGCCCAUGGAGCAAUUCUAGGUAAAGGAACAAUCAAGCUUAAGGUUCCCUCAGGACUUCGGGGCCAGGCUCAGGUAAAAGUGUGGGGCAACCAUCAUUUGGCCGAGGAGGGCUACAUCUUCCACAACUAUACUACUGUGACUAUUGAUAGCAAAGGCGCUUCCGUCUUCAUUCAGACAGAUAAGCCAGUGUACAGACCGAAGCAGAAAGUGCUGAUCAACUUAUUUACCGUGAAUCCAGAUUUGCGGCCAAUCAACGAGAAGAUUGAAGCUUAUGUGCUGGAUCCUCGAGGGUCUCGGAUGGUAGAAUGGAAAAACCUCAAGCCAAUUUGUUGUGGAAUCCUCAACAUGAGUUUCCCUUUGUCGGAUCAACCAGUGUUCGGAGAAUGGUUUAUAUUUGUAGAAAUGCAAGAAUACACAUACAACAAAUCGUUUGAAGUUCAAAAAUAUGUUUUACCCAGGUUUGAGCUGCGCAUUGAUCCACCACGCUACAUUCGGGACCUUGGAGUUUGUGAAAAGGGAACUGUCCACGCCAGGUACACAUUUGGGAAGCCAGUGACAGGGAAGCUGACUGUCAACAUGACAGUAAAUGGAGUGGGGUACUACAGACAUGAAUCAGGGCAUCCUGUCCUUAAAACCACUGAAAUUGAUGGUUCUGUAGAUUUUGACAUAUGUGUAAAAGACAUGAUGCCUGCAGACAUCCCUGAGCAUUUCAGAGGCACUGUGAACAUUUGGGCCACAGUAACUAGCACCGACGGGAGCAGGCAGGUCACCUUCGAUGACUCAACCCCUGUCCAGAAGCAGCUUGUUGACAUAAAAUAUUCCAGAGAUACUCGGAAGCAGUUCAAAUCUGGUUUGCCAUUUAAAGGGAAGGUUGAAGUCACUUAUCCUGAUGGGAGUCCGGCUGACAGAGUGACUGUCCGGGUAAAAGCGGAACUCACUCCAAAGGACAACAUUUACACAAGCGAGUUAGUGUCCAGAAGCGGUGUGGUGGAAUUUGAAAUCCCCUCCAUCCCCCCUGCUGUCCAGUACGUCUGGCUGGAGACCAAAGUCACAGCCCUGGAUGGGAAGCCUGUUGGAGAUCAGUAUCUACCCAACUACCUGUCGAUCAGCAGCUGGUAUUCACCUAGCAAGUGCCACAUCCAGCUUCAGAUGCCAGGCAGACCUUUUCUGGUGGGAGAGGAGGCAUGUAUUGCUGUGAAGUCCACUUGCCCGUGUAAUUUCACACUCCACUACGAAGUUGUAUCACGGGGGAACAUUGUUCUUUCAGGACUGCUGCCUCGAAACAAGACUUGGGAGGGGAGCAAAAGAACCGCCACCGCUGCCUCUUCUGACUUGACCAACUCUUCUGCUCCAGAACUGAAUACCUGCAUGACUUCUAUCUGUUUCUCAGUCAUUCCAAACAUGGCUCCCCUGGGCCGUCUUCUUGCAUACUAUGUGCGGGAGAAUGGAGAAGGGGUUGCAGAUAACAUGCAGUUUGCCGUCAAGCCUUUCUUUGAGAAUCAGGUUUCGGUGGCAUUUUCAGCAAAUGAGACCAGGCCAGGUGACUCCAUAUCUGUUACAGUGCAAGCUGCAAAGGGAAGUUGUGUUUGUUUGGCCACAGUGGACAAAAGCAUUUACCUUUUCAAGCCUGGCUUCCAGCUGACCACUGACCAGAUCUUCCAGGAACUUGCAGAUUAUGAUGUGUCUGAUGCUUUUGGAACUUCAAAAGAAGAAGGGCACUUCUGGUGGCCAGGCUCAACGCUACACAAGCGUCGCCGUCGUUCUUCUAUUUUUCCCUGGCACUGGGACAUUGCCAAAGAUGCCCGCUGUGCGUUUACGGAAACCGGUUUAGUUGUAAUGACUGAUCUCGUCAGCUUAAACCAUAGACAACAUGGCAGUCUAUAUACGGAGGAAGUUGUGCCUGCCUUCCAACCUCACACCGGGAUGCUGGUGGGUUCUGCACAUUCCAAAGCUCAGCCCAGAGCAGACAAGAAGAAAAGAACAUUCUUCCCAGAGACUUGGAUCUGGCGGUGUUUCAAUGUCAGUGAUGUUUCAGGAGAAGCUCAGCUACGUGUUGAAGUUCCAGACUCCAUCACCACAUGGGUGAUGGAGGCUGUUGGACUUUCUGAGAGAGGGCUAGGCUUGGCGAGACAGACUGAACUCAAGACCUUCAAGCCAUUCUUCAUUGAGUUCACCCUUCCAUACCACAUAAUCCGUGGGGAACAGGCAAAGAUUCCUCUGACAGUCCAUAAUUACUUACCCAUGUGUUUGGAGGUUCACGUGAAAAUCUCGGUGGCCAAAGGCAUUAAGUUUGUGGGACAUCCUGGAAAGCAACAUUUGACAAGGAAAAAGUGCGUAGCCCCUGGCAAAGCCAAGCCUACCUCUAUCGUGCUAUCUUUUGGAGAACUGGGGCAGAACAACAUCACAGCAAAAGCCUUUGCUUAUAGUGGAAGCAGCUGCUGCCAAGACAACAUUCAACUCAUGAAGAACGGCAAACAUUCUGAGGAUGCCCACAUAGACAAGAGGACUCCUGUUGGUGUUGACUAUGUACGGAGGAGUGUUAUUAUUGAGCCAGAGGGACUGACCAGAGAAUAUACCUACAGUGUUUUCUUCUGUCCUAACGAGAAAAUUCACAUUUCCACUCCUAAUAAGUAUGAGUACCAGUAUGUGCAGAAACCUGCCCACAUGAUGCGCUUUGAUGUUGCCAUCAAGGCCCACAAUAAUGCCCACAUCGCUUUGUCCUCUGCCCCCCAUGACAUGGCGGAGAUGACUGAAAUUGUCAUUGGUGGGCACCAGAACUCCAAAACUUGGAUCUCUACUAGCAAGAUGGGCGAGCCAGUGGCCAGCACAGACACUGUAGGCAUCCUUUCGUGGGACGAGUUUCGAAGUUUUUGGAUCAGCUGGGCCCAUGGAGUCAUCCAGGUGGGCCACGGCCCCUUCGUUCUCAAUGAGUCCAUCAUUGUGACUUGGUCCACCUCCAAGCAGCCGGAGGUGAAGUAUAUCGGCUUCUCCACAGGUUGGGGUUCUGCAGGCGAAUUCAAAAUCUGGAGGAAAGAGGAGACGGAUGAGAAUCACAAUGAAGCAUUCACACUGGGCGUUCCUCACAAUGUGAUUCCAGGCUCAGAGAGAGCUACUGCCUCUAUUAUUGGAGAUGUGAUGGGGCCAACGCUGAACAAUCUGGACAACCUCCUUCAACUGCCCUUUGGUUGCGGAGAGCAGAAUAUGAUUCAUUUUGCUCCCAACAUCUUUGUCCUCAAAUAUCUUCAGAAGACCAAACAACUUAGCCCGGAGGUAGAGAGCGAAGCCACCGAUUACCUAGUGCAAGGAUACCAGCGCCAAUUGACCUACAGGAGGCAAGAUGGUUCCUACAGUGCCUUUGGGGAAAGGGAUUCCUCAGGAAGCAUGUGGCUAACAGCCUUUGUUCUGAAAUCUUUUGCUCAAUCCCGGGAAUUCAUUUUCAUUGACCCCAAAGAACUUUUAGCUGCCAAGGAUUGGAUCAUCCAGCAUCAGAAGGAAGAUGGCUCAUUUCCAGCCCUGGGCAGAAUACUCAAUAAGGACAUCCAGGGUGGAAUUCAUGGGAAGAUUUCUGUAACAGCAUAUGUAGUAGCAGCUCUGCUGGAAACAGGGGUGACUUCUGAGGAAGAAAAAGGAGCCGUUACCAAAGCACAGCACUUCUUAGAAUCCAAUACGUACUCAGUGGAAGACCCUUACACCAUUGUCUUGACUACCUACGCACUCACACUUCUGCGCAGCCCUUCAGCAUCAGCAGCUCUUCGGAAGAUGAAUGGCAUAGCCAUUACGCAAGAUGGCUUCACGCACUGGAAUAUAAUGGGAACUCUUGCGACUGGUGAAGAUACAUUCAUGGGAUUCAGUGAUGGCCUCUCCCAAUCAGUCAUAUCUGCUGAAGUUGAAAUGACAGCCUAUGCCCUGCUGACGUAUACUGUGCUGGGGGAUGUUGCAUCUGCACUGCCUGUGGUCAAGUGGCUGUCUCAGCAGCGGAAUGCCCUGGGUGGCUUCUCCUCUACCCAGGAUACUUGUGUGGCCCUGCAAGCUCUGGCUGAAUAUGCUAUCCUGUCCUACAUUGGGGGUGUCAACCUCACCAUUUCACUGGCCUCUACCAACCUGGACUACCAAGAGACCUUUGAGUUAAACAAAGCCAACAAAAAGCUCCUUCAGACUGCUGUGAUCCCCUCCAUUCCCACAGGGUUAUUUGUGAGUGCCAAGGGGGAAGGCUGCUGCCUCCUGCAGAUUGAUGUCUCCUACAAUAUCCCUGAUCCCGUGGCUAAGCCAGCUUUCCAGCUUCUGGUGAAUUUACAAGAGCCCAAGCUGAAGAGGCACCGUCGAGCCCCACGCCUACCUAAGCUGGUCUCUGCAGAGGAAAAUCGUUCAGGGGCCCCACGUCGGGACCGGGUUCUGGGUGAUGACGACGAUCCUGCCUCCGAUCAGGACCAUCAGGAAUAUAAAGUGAUGGUGGAGGUUUGCAUGAGGUGGCUUCACUCUGGCUCCUCCAACAUGGCAGUCCUGGAGGUACCUUUGUUCUCAGGUUUUCGAGCUGACAUUGAAAGCCUAGAAAAGCUACUCACAAACAAACAGAUUGGUCUGAAGAGGUAUGAGGUGGAUGGCAGGAAGGUCCUUUUCUAUUUUGAUGAGAUUCCAAGCCAGUGUAUGACCUGUGUCAAGUUUAUGGCCUUCCGUGAAUACAUUGUGGGGAAGACGGCUCCCUUGCCCAUCAAGGUGUACGACUACUAUGAGCCAGCUUUUGAAGCCACCCGUUUCUACAAUGUCAGCGAAUCCAGUCCUCUGUCCCGUGAGCUCUGUGACGGUCCCAUGUGCAACGAGGUGGAGAGCAUGGCCAGCCACUGGGGUGGUUUUGUACAUACUGGUCCUUGCAACAGCGUCUCUGGUUGCUUAGAGGAUGGCUAUUUUGAGCAGUGCAUGUGUUCACGUGACUGUGGCUACGAUGGGGAGCUGGUGUGUGGCUCAGAUGGUUUUAUCUAUCAGAACCACUGUCAAAUGGAGGUGGCUGCCUGCAGAAACAGCACCCAGAUCGAACAGGUCCUCAUGACACAAUGUGUGGUGGCUAAGAACCCUCCAGAAGAGAAA